GCGCCCAAAGCCCAGGGCUGGCAGGUGUGCUGCGGUGGAGAGGCUGGGGCGCUGGUCCAGGGCGAUGCCUCGGCUCUGUGCUUUGCUGGCCCUCGGCUGCCUGCGGCUGUGCUGGGGGGUGAGCCUCCAGCCCCAGCUGGCCAGCGUGACCUUUGCCACCAACAACCCCACCCUCAGCACGGUGGCCUUGGAGAAACCCCUCUGCAUGUUCGACAGCACCGAGGCCCUCCACGGCACCUAUGAGAUUCACCUCUACGGCCUGGUCGACUCGGGCAGCCUCAGGAACGCCUCCGUGCAGGACAGUGCCCAUGCCCCGCUGAGCGCCACCUUCCAGCAGACGGGCGGAGGGAGGACAGGCCCCUACAGGGCUGCGGCCUUUGACCUGACCCCCUGUAGCGACCUGCCCAGCCUGGAUGCCGUGGGGGAUGUGUCCCGGGCCCCGGAGAUCCUGGACGCCUACCUGUUCCGGGUGGGCGCCAACGGGACCUGCCUGUCCGACCCCAACUUCCACGGCCUCUGCAACCCGCCCCUGUCAGCCGCCACGGAGUACAGGUUCAAGUACGUCCUCGUCAACGUAUCCACGGGCUCGGUGCAGGACGAGAGCCUGUGGUCCAACCCCAUCCGCACCCGCCGGCCCACCCCGUACGCGGCGAUCGACACAUGGCCCGGCCGGCGGAGCGGCGGCAUGAUCGUCAUCACGUCCAUCCUGGGCUCCCUGCCCUUCUUCCUGCUCCUGGGCUUGGCCGGCGCCGUCGUCCUGAGCCUCGUGGACGUGGGCGGCUCUGACGGGGAAACCACGCACGAGUCCCAGAUCACCCAGGAGGCCGUCCCCAAGUCCCUGGGGGCCUCGGAGCCCUCGUACGGGGCUGUGACCCGGGGGCUGCCCCUGGACAGGGCCGAGGCAUACAGCGGCAAGCUCCAGGCCUGA
Messenger RNA from Phyllostomus discolor (pale spear-nosed bat), 928 nucleotides. It is a transcript of the gene UPK3A, whose product is annotated as uroplakin 3A. Bases 65 to 928 code for a protein of 287 amino acids. NCBI's taxonomy places the organism in Eukaryota, Metazoa, Chordata, Mammalia, Chiroptera, Phyllostomidae. The record is from RefSeq and is a predicted model, not a curated record. The transcript has 6 exons.